AUGUCCUUACCAAAGACCUUCGACAUCACAGCCGCAGAUGGCAAAACCAUUGAGAUUCCAUCGGUGGGAUUUGGAACUUGGGCCUCUGGUGGACAUGGGUKGGCCAAGGAUGCUGUUCUCGAGGCCUUGAAGGCUGGUUAUAGACAUCUUGAUUGUGCAUGGAUGUACGGGGUGGAUGAAGAGAUUGGAGCAGCUAUCAAAGAAUCUGGAGUACCCAGAUCGGAAAUAUUCAUAACUUCAAAGUUCUGGCCUCAUUUUGGAGCCCCAGAAAACGUUGAGAUAUGCCUUGACCAUAUUCUCAAACAAAUGGGCCUUGAUUACAUCGAUCUGUUCCUCGCACAUUGGCCAUGGGUGGCGAAGCCCAUAUCGAGAGAAGUCCUUCUCAACUUGAAGGGCCCGGAUUCUGGAGAGGAAAGUAAUGGCAUGCUAAAGGAAAAUGGCAAGCCUGUCGUUGACUGGGAACAUACCUCGACGAACAUUUGCAAGCAAGCUGGUAGAGAAGGCUCAUUCGUACCGACCUGGAACGCCAUGAAAGCGCUCGUCCGCUCCGGCAAGACACGCGCAAUUGGUCUCUCCAAUUUCUCCGUCUCUGAGUUGGCUGAUAUCAUCCCACAUGCAACUGACGUGCCGAUCUCCUGCAACCAGAUCGAAGUGCAUCCAUGGUUACCGCAGACCGAACUCGUGGCCUUUGGAAAAAAGCACGGCAUCCUUACGACAUGCUACUCUCCUUUCGCCGGUCAGAAAUCUGACUGUGCAACGCUUUUGAAAGAUGAGAAGAUCGUGGAGCUUGCAAAGAAAAACGACAUGGAUGUUGGACAAUUGCUCCAGAGCUGGGCGGUGGGACGAGGCACAGUACCGCUUGGGAAAAGUGCUACUCCUAGCAGAAUCAAGACGAACCUGGCAAUUAGAAAAUUGAGCGAAGAAGACACCAAAGCCAUUGACGCUCUUGCUCAGCCUGGAGAUUCUGGAAGGACUGUUGACUUGACGGAGAACUGGGGAGUAGCUUUGUUCAAGAACUGA
This is a messenger RNA of Ramularia collo-cygni, 1020 nucleotides long. Its product is annotated as related to GCY1-galactose-induced protein of aldo/keto reductase family. Lineage: Eukaryota; Fungi; Ascomycota; Dothideomycetes; Mycosphaerellales; Mycosphaerellaceae. Gene Ontology annotation, molecular function: aldose reductase (NADPH) activity. The transcript is spliced from 4 exons. The record is from RefSeq and is a predicted model, not a curated record. Bases 1 to 1020 code for a protein of 339 amino acids. Gene Ontology annotation, cellular component: cytosol.